Messenger RNA from Scomber scombrus (Atlantic mackerel), 2443 nucleotides. RefSeq lists its product as uncharacterized. Gene Ontology annotation, molecular function: RNA polymerase II cis-regulatory region sequence-specific DNA binding. Lineage: Eukaryota; Metazoa; Chordata; Actinopteri; Scombriformes; Scombridae. Gene Ontology annotation, cellular component: nucleus. Gene Ontology annotation, biological process: circadian regulation of gene expression; negative regulation of DNA-templated transcription. The coding region runs from base 151 to 1248 and encodes 365 amino acids. The record is from RefSeq and is a predicted model, not a curated record. The transcript has 6 exons.
CUUAACUCUCACACCGCACGUCCAACACAUCAGCUGCUUUCUGCCGACAGUCCUGCUGGAUUUACCGCUGAACAAAGGAAGAGUAACACCGUCCGCUCCAUCCUGGGAAGGUCAGUGAUGGUCAGUGCUAAUUAGAGCCUGCAGCCGAGGAUGUCUGCUACAGAUUCGGACAACUCCAUAGACUGGCUGGCUAGUGACAAUGAGGACAACGAGAGCGAACAGGAGCUUGACUGUACCAGAAAGCGCAGCCAGACAGAGGCUCCUUCAUCCCCCAACGCCUCGUCACACCUGGGCCCGUCUGACAGUAGCUGCCGCCGCGAGGUGAAGGAGGACGACAGUAACUGGAGCGAGGUCAGGGAGGCCUCCAGUCGGGGAUCUCCUUCCGGCUGCACUGAGACAUGGGGCAGGGACAACAUCGGACUGUGUAAAACACAACAAGGAGAAAAUAUGAAUGGCAAAGACACUCAGCAAGCACUGAAGAGACCUCACCACUUCACAGAGGGGGAGCACAAAGAAUGGCAGCUCAUUAACAACGCAUCAGAGAAAGACCGGAUCUUCACCAGAAAGUGCAUGGAGCUACAAUGCUACAUUCAUCCACUGUCAUCAAUCUUGAAUGGCCUUCGUUCAGGGAGAUACAGAGAACGACUCAGCAGUUUCCAGGAGAGUGUGGCCAUGGACAGGAUUCAAAGGAUCAUGGGUGUCCUGCAGAACCCCUGCAUGGGGGAGAGAUAUAUUAAUAUCAUUCUUAAAAUGGAGGACAUGCUGAAGAGCUGGUUCCCUAACGUAAAACUCCAAGACCAACUUCCUGUCACCCACACAGAGGAAGCAGUUCCCACCAAGAAACUGAAGCUGUCUCCAUCUCCAGUGAUUGCAACUGCAGCAGUGAGCCCCAUCACCGUCAGCGAUCCUCCAGUGGGCACCAAAGCCCUGAGAGUCACCGACCUCACUCCUCCUGGAGCCUACUCUGCCAGUAACCUGAAGUGGCUCCACACGUCACCCAUCUGCUCCCCCACAGCAGAGCAGGCCCAGGCUGGCCCCAGGCACCUGCUGACCCCCAGAGACAGAGACCUAACGCAGGACAACGCUGUGUCCUCCAGCACAGACACCCACACUAAAACAGACUCGGUGCCCAGAGGGCCUCCGCCGGGCAAAAUCAACGCGCCCUGUCUAGAGAGGCUUCUUAAAUCAACAGAGAGCAUCAUCACCCGCAAGGGGACGGGGGGUUUGAUGGACAGCAGCUGGUCCUAGUCCACAUAGAGGGCUGGGUAUCCAGCUGUGAGCACUGCGGAGCCCAGCCUAGCCUUGACUACCCUGCCGGGAGUCAGUCCGUUCGCUUAGCCCAUUCCAGCCUUCAGGGGAGACGGGAGCCUUCAAAAGGGACAUGACAGAUUUACUUUUUAAUGUGGAAGGAGUGUCGACGAACAUGUACUCUCUGUAUGGGAAUGUGCCCUCUCUGACAUGACAAGUGUCUGCUUGGUUUCCCUUUUGUUGACUUAUUUUUGUUUUUCAGUUUGCACUCUUGAAUAGCAUGUGUGAGCGUGGGAAGGAUAGAUUUCACAUGCCGGGGUCACCAGAGCUAGUGAUUUCCCAACUGAAUUUUUCCCACUGGCUUGUAGAUGCAAUAAUACAGUUUGAGUAUCUGUGAAAAUGCCAUUUAUGCCUGAAAGGGAAAGAAUUGCAGAAGUAGUUUGUGCUGGAAGGGAGUAUUUCAGAUAUCCAGACAUGUCAGUGGUCUACAUAUUGUUGUGCUGAAAUGUGUGAAAUGGGUGAAAUGUGACGUUAUUUUCUCCUCCCCCUCAUGACUCCACUCUUAAGUUUAUUGAUGUGACUGUUACUCAUUUGUAUACUUUAUAAAUAAGUCUUGGUACAACUGUUCUACCUCAGCGGGCACCACGUCAUGGAUGGUAAGUAGGAAUGUGAACGCUACGCUCAAAAUCUGGACAACUCACCAGAUCUGCAGUGAGCCAACGGGCCUCUGACAGCGAGGUCUGGAGUAGGGGUCGGUCCGCUUGUACAAACAGAGGAUGUUCUUGUGGCUUGACUGGUGCCAUUGUAAAGAAUGUCAACUGCAGAUUUCUUUUUGGAGUCUCCCAGUAGAAGGCGAACAGUGCCUGUAACGUCAAGCUGUGCCUGUAAGCCGGUUUAAUAAAGCGAGAGCCGUUCAGAAUACCUGCUCCUCUGUGGGAUGUACAAGAUCAGGAAUUCUCACUCUCCUGCCAUUCUCCUGUACCGAGUAAAUUAUUCAGAUCUUGCCAACUACUUUCUGUGGUGGAGUAGAACAAUUCUGUUAUUUUGCCACAGAACUGGACAGUAUGUUAGACCAGCAGAGAGGGACAAGGUAUUUCUCUGUGUAAAUCUUAAAACGGAAAGGUUGUCGAUUCACCCUGAAAAGUGGCCUUUAUAGUGUGAAAUUUUAUACUUUGGAAAUAAACGUGGUUAUAUU